Messenger RNA from Biomphalaria glabrata, 2346 nucleotides. RefSeq names its product kelch-like protein 41b. Gene Ontology annotation, molecular function: protein binding. The record is from RefSeq and is a predicted model, not a curated record. NCBI's taxonomy places the organism in Eukaryota, Metazoa, Mollusca, Gastropoda, Planorbidae. The transcript has 2 exons. Bases 318 to 1388 code for a protein of 356 amino acids.
UCUUUCUAUGGCUCUAUGGCCUUCAAUAAUAAUGACUUGGAGAUGGAGCUAUUUAUAGCCAUGCAGUAGCUGUCACUGUCAGCGGUUACGUAGUGUUUCGGUAUAUUCAGGCAGGCUUAGAUCUGUAACUAGAUCUAUUAUGGAAAUUGCUUAAGAGUUGUGACAAAAAAGAUAUAACCAGUAAUCUAAUUCACCUUCAGUCAAAAUUCAACAAUUUUUAUUUAAAGAAAUUCUAGAGUACGUGAGCUCAAAUGCUGUCCUAACCUCUAAUCCAGCAAUACAAAUUGAUCGGCUGUCUAUUUAAAAAAACAAAAGAAAUGAAUGCAAAUAAACCAUUUGCAAAAAUUGUCCUGGACAAACUUGGUACCGCCCAGAGCAACAAAGACAACAACAAAUUGAGUGACGUCAAAAUCAACAUUGAAGAUCAGCCAUUUUUUUGUCACAGAUUCAUUCUUUGCGCCUGCUCUGAUUUCUUCAAAGUGUUACUACACCGCCAAUGUUCUCCAAACGACAGCUUGAUUUCCAUGAUACACAUAACGCUGAAAGGAAUACCCCACCAGACAUUUGGAUACGUUCUUGAUGCAGUCUAUCGAGGGGAGAACAAAUUAAAUGAGACUAACAUGAUCGAAAUCUGGCACGCAGCGCACAAUUUGGAAAUAGAUUUUCUGAAAGUCAAAUGUGAAAAGUAUGUUAUUAAACAAAUACAACUGGAGAAUUAUACGGCCAUUUUUGAAAGCGCCAUAAUAAUCCAAUCUGACCAAGUGCUCAAAGCACUCUAUGCAUUUUUAGCUCAAAAUUAUGACCAUUUCAUCACGACGGACGUAUUUAUUUCUAUGUCGAAAGAAUCCUUUAUUGGCGUAAUUAACAAUUGUGGGGAGUCUAUCGUGCCUGCAGAUUUAUUAGUUGAGUCCAUUACUAAAUGGGUCACUCAUAUUCUGCCAUCCGAUGAAGCGGAAAGGCCUCCUGCUGCUGCCGAAACUAACUGUCAAGACAUCAAACCUACAGGCGAAAAUAAAGAUGCAGAUAGUAAAGGCGUGAAGGAAGCUACAGACUUAGAGAAGCCUGAACGUAAGGAUGACUACAAGAACCGACCCCUUGAAGCGAUAUUUCAGAGGCAUCACGAUGAAGACAAGAAGAAGCUUUGUCAGGCAGACAUAGACAGCAGGUGGAAGCACUUAGGCUUGUUGUUCAGAAGAGUCAACUUUAAACUAGUCAGUGGAGAGCGUCUGCGUGAAUUGAUGAUGGAUGAUCAUAUAAUGGCAUGUGAUGAAGCUCGAAGUAUAGUCAACGCAGCGGCUGCCGAACGCAUCGAUCGACAAAUACCGAAGACGACUAAUAAGCCAGGUUACUGGUCUUCAUUGUUCGGCUUAAGUCAAAACACUAACUAGUGAGUGUUAUACUAAACUCUGUUUAAUGUGUGUUUUAGCGGCCCCUCAAAGGAGAAUAGCUGCUAUCAAUUUUUUUUGGGUCUGUCUGACCGUCCUUCCCGUUUAGAUCUCAUAAACUAGAAAUGAUAUUGAGAAUCCGACAUCAUGAUAUUUUAGAUCUUUCAAAGCUCUAAUGCAAUGGCUACUUUUUUUCUUUUCUGAAAGCGAAAAAUUUAAUUUUUAAAAUCAACUAUGCAAGCAGUUUUUUUUUUCAUAAAAAAAGGACACCAUUUUUGUAAUUAUCCUAUAUUAAUGGUAGCAAGAGCAACACAGAGACGAUUCUGUAAGAGAACUACAUAUUUAGUAUAUUUGUAACAGAUAUAUAUGCAGGCGGUUUUAGAUUUUCUUUCUUUAAAAUUAUUAAUUUGUAUAACUAAAUUAAGUACUUUCUGACAUACUAAUUACUUACAUUUUAAAGAAAUUUUUUUUUCAGAGAGAAAAAAAUCUAUUUCGUAUGCAUAUAAGUCGGAUAUAAGUUAAAACAACAAUUAAUAAGUAGUGUUUUAUAAUGUAUAUAUUUACACGUGAAGAGGCAGACAAUGAUAAUCAUAUGUCAGAGCUUUGAAUGAGUGAUUGUCCCUUUACAAAACAAUUACAUCAAUUAGAUGAUCACUCACAUUUAACUAUAUUUUUAUAAAUAUCAGUUCAUUGAAUACAUUUGAAUAUUAACAAUGUAAUAAUAAUAACCUUAAUAUAUCUCCGUAUCCUUUGAUAUCUAACCAACUAACAACUGCAAAUAUUGAAACCUGCCUUUUUACAUCCAUGAGCGUAUCACUCUAGUCCAUUUGAUUUAUUUUCAUUUGCACUGUUGUCUGUAAUUGAAACAAUUAGGUCUGGGUUUUAUUUAUUAUAGUUUUGUUUUUGUAAAGACUUGUUUUUAAUUAAAAAUCAAUAAAGUUAAUGACAAUCUUGAAAAGCA